CCUACAAUAGUGCUCAGCAGCACGCUCGAAAAUAGAAACGUCAAACGCAAAGUGUCAAAAUAGACAUCUUCAGAAUAAACCAAAAAAAGAACCAAACUUCUACCAGCAUUUCGUAAACAUUCAGCAUACUUCCUAACUUUUCACGAAAUUAAUCGAAAGAUUGCUUGGACAGUGUGAAGAGCACGGAACUGAAUGUAAACAGGCGCAGAAUUUUCCAUUGGCUCACGCUUGAUAGAAAUCGAGUAAACGUAAUAUGGGUGAACCGAUAGUGCUCAUCCUAUCGACGGACGAUUCCGUCAAGCCGGAGAAUGUUGUCGAACGGAUGCGUAAGCUCCCGAACAGUCAACAGCAAGUCGAACUCAGUGCGGAUUCGCCGGAAUGUAUCGGUUAUGCGUAUAAGAUACACACAAAGUACUACGAUACGAAGGUGAUUCUGUAUGCACACGGUUCCGCCGAGCUAGCCACAAUUCCGAAUGCAAUACUGAAACGGACGGAAGGAAUAUUGAUCUACUUCAACGCAAAGGAUCGUUCUUUCCUCGAGCGUCUCCCAGCGUACAGCACCUUUGUCCAGCAGAAUGAGAUUGAGUUCGGAAUACUACUCUGCUCGACGCUGCAGGAAAACAAUACCGACGGUAUAACGUACAGUGAGGCUAAGAGCCAGUGUACCGUGCUGGAUGUGAUAGAGCUCGAACCGAAUGUGGAAGAUGCGGAUGAAGAAGUGGCCGGCAUAGGUGAAGCAACCGGUGUGGAUGAAUUGAUCCAAGCGAUGCAUAAUUACAUCUGGUCGAAUGUACAUAUUAACCGGAGGAACAGGAAUACCACAAUGAACGAUGAGGAAAGUCCUACUCUGCUUUCUCCGGCUGAUCCCGGGAAUCCGGCUGACGAUGGUAACGGUGUUCCGAUCACGGAGGAAGAAGAACGAAUCAUCGAAGCCGAACUGAACGGAUUCGAACGACUGUUGACGGAAGUGAUGAACUUCCAGCCAAACACCAGCAACUGGACGCGAAACGAACGGCUGAUGUAUGCGGAAGAGCUGGCUGAAAUGUUCGAUAACCUGGUAGAGGAAGACGAUGCUAUCGGACAAACUUAAAAGCAUUGAGUCUAUUCUUUACUCAAGCGUGCAUUCCGCAAUACCUAGAGGUGUAACAGCGUCUAAUGUAUUGCCUAAGCUUUUCUGUGACAUUUUAUUUUCCUUAUUUUAAGGUUCACUCAAUCAUUAUUCUGUACGAACGAAUAAAAUUUUCGUUUUAAUCAUUAAUCUUUUUGAACCGAUAAUAAUGUCUGUGUUACUAUCAGCAAUAAAUAGUUGUGGAUCUGUUAAAAGAGUAUAACAAUAAUACAAUUAAAGUUUUGUAUCUCAUUUAAACA
Anopheles funestus (African malaria mosquito) is the source of this 1368-nucleotide messenger RNA. It is a transcript of the gene mEFTs, whose product is annotated as elongation factor Ts, mitochondrial. Gene Ontology annotation, cellular component: mitochondrial matrix. NCBI's taxonomy places the organism in Eukaryota, Metazoa, Arthropoda, Insecta, Diptera, Culicidae. Gene Ontology annotation, biological process: mitochondrial translational elongation. The transcript has 2 exons. The record is from RefSeq and is a predicted model, not a curated record. The coding region runs from base 254 to 1090 and encodes 278 amino acids. Gene Ontology annotation, molecular function: protein binding; translation elongation factor activity.